CUAACUUUUGCCUCAUGUACCUUUGCAGCAUUUUCUUUAAAUCCGAACUAGCGCCCCGCGACAUUCCGUAGACUUCUACCUUUUUACCCUUUCGCUGAUCCAUCUAGCAACUUUUUCUUCUCCAUCGACGUUCUUUUCUACGUACUUCACAUAACACAAACAUACACACGCUCAUUCGCGCGCUACCCAUUUAUACUUCUCGACGCGUAAAUCAAGAUGGCUCGCAACCGUUCCGCCGCUCGACCUGCUCCGGCUCGUCCCACCGUCCCCAGCAGAGCGUCUGCUUCCUCUUCUCAACAGACGCGGCCGGCAGCGACUUAUGCCCCGGCGCAAUCUGCGCACCCGCAUCCCCCUGCGCAGGCCGCUCCCCAGGGCUCCCAGGGACCCGGUUUGUUUGGCCAGAUGGCCAGUACUGCGGCUGGUGUCGCAGUAGGUUCCUCCAUCGGCCAUGCGAUCGGCGGGCUCUUCGGCGGCGGCGGCUCUGCGCCGGCCGAAGCCUCUCCCCAAGCCGCCAGCGCACAGCAGCAACAGAGCCAGUGGGGCAACAACUGUCAGGGCGCCACGCAGUCCUUCACCAAGUGCAUGGACGAACAGGGCGGAAAUAUGCAGAUCUGCGGCUGGUAUCUCGAGCAGCUAAAGGCCUGCCAGGCUGCUGCUAGCCAGUACUAAGAUAUUCAUAUGUUCCAAGAUGGGGUAGGGAAGGAGGAAAAAGAGAAAGGAGCAGGAGGAGGCUGUGAGGAUGGCUGGAAAAGGGGGUAAUGAGAACUCUCCCAUCUCUGCGCCUUUAGGCCGAAGUAAUCGUGUCCUCUAGCUAUUUGUAUCGUCUUUAGCCAACGCAUAGUUUUGUCUGUGGAGUGCAGUCGCGUUUGCUUGCGGAGCCCUCGAGCCAGUGCUUCUGUAUAUACUGACGUAAGACGAUUCAUAAAGUAAAAAAUUUCACCCUA
This is a messenger RNA of Daldinia decipiens, 944 nucleotides long. RefSeq lists its product as uncharacterized. Gene Ontology annotation, biological process: mitochondrion organization. The record is from RefSeq and is a predicted model, not a curated record. The transcript is spliced from 2 exons. Lineage: Eukaryota; Fungi; Ascomycota; Sordariomycetes; Xylariales; Hypoxylaceae. Gene Ontology annotation, cellular component: nucleus; mitochondrion. Bases 217 to 669 code for a protein of 150 amino acids.